Messenger RNA from Effrenium voratum, 1560 nucleotides. The record is from the annotation of a GenBank genome assembly. NCBI's taxonomy places the organism in Eukaryota, Dinophyceae, Suessiales, Symbiodiniaceae.
AUGGUGAGGCCAACGCAGCAGGCUUCAGCGGGCGAAAUCUUCCUGCGCCUGGGGGAAUUGGAGGCGCGGGGCCCUGCCAACCUGGCCUGGUGCCUCGGCAGCCUGGGCCGCCGCGGCCUGCCUUCGCUUGCGGCGCUUUCCGGGGCCUUCACCAGGCGCUCCCGCGCGGAGCACGGGCCGCAGGAGCCAGGCACCGUGGCAUGGUGCCCUGCCACCCUGGCGACCGCGGGCACCCCGCUGUUCGGCUUCGUCGGGGAGCUGGCACAACGGCUUGACCUGCGUGAGUCUCAGCCCCAGAAUCUCACUAACAUCCUGUGGAAUCCUGGCACCCUGGUGCUGGCAAAGCAGACAUCGUGUGAUGCGCUGGUGGCGGCAGCUGCGGGCAAGAUGAGGGAGCUUCAUGCGCAGAACAUCUCAAACAGGGCUUGGUCGCUGGCUACUUUGGUUGCAGGACGGACAUCAUCCUUUGAAGCCCUGGCAGUUGAAGCCAUAUGCUGCCUAAGCCAGUUCAGCCCCCAAGCUCUGGCAAAUACUGCCUGGAGAUCCGCAACUGCAGGCCUUGCCUCCGAGCCGGCCUUCGGAGCCACCUCUGCGGAAGCAAUCCGGCAGCUGCCGGCUUUUGGGCCCCAGGCGACUGCCAACAGCGCCUGGGCCUUUGCCGCGUCGGGCCACCGUGGCGUGGCUUUGCUGGGCGCUUCAGCUGCAGCGGCGUGCCUGGCGGAGCUCAGCCAGCAGCAGCCGGCGAACCUGGCCUGGGCGUCCGCCACUGCGGCUGCCUACAGCUUGGCGCUGCCAGGCGCGAUUGCAGAGUCCGUGGUGCAGAAAAUUGCGGAGAUGAGCCCGCAAGGCUUGGCCAAUGCAGCGUGGAGCCUCUGCAAGCUGGGCAUGCGCAGCCAGCCUCCAAUGGAGGCUCCUGCAGCGGAGGCUGCUGAACGCAUUGGGGCGUCUGACCCGCAGAACCUUUCGAAUGUGGCCUGGACCUUUGGGAAGCCAGGCAUGACGCAGGAGCCUCUGCUGGAUGCCACUUCAUGGCGGGCCACGUGCCUGGCGCUGGGGCCACGCGAGCUUGCCGGCCUGGCCUGGGCACUUGCGACGUUGAGAAGGUACGGCGCCGCGUCGUCCGCUGUUCUGGGUCACGGCACCGUGCUGGCAAGCACACAGUUCCAGGCGCUGGACGCGGCCAACGCGGCGUGGGGCUUUGCCGCUGCUGCUGCUCAAGGCGUUGAGGUGGCGGCUGCACUGGCGACAGCAGCUCGCGCAAAGCAAUUGGAGUUGGACAUUCAGCCGCUGGCUGCUCUCGUGGACUUGGAUUUGCCGGGGUGUGAGGAUUUGCAGCGCAUCCUCACAGAGCGAGUCGACAUCUUCGCUAUGACGUGGCUUAAGGAAGACGCCUUUUCGCCCUCCAACCACAUCCUACAAGAAUGGCAGGUCAACAACGUGGGUAUCCAUGGCACCGCCCGUUUGCUAAGCAAAUGUGGCAUCGUUCAGCCCACCUUGGAGACUGGCUUCGUUCAGCGCGCGCUUGCAUCUCGAUGGCAGCUGACAAGAGUGAUGCAUUAA